Molecule: messenger RNA, 2760 nt
Organism: Tetrahymena thermophila SB210
Lineage: Eukaryota; Ciliophora; Oligohymenophorea; Hymenostomatida; Tetrahymenidae
Exons: 2
Source: RefSeq, a predicted model, not a curated record
AUGAUUAUAAGAAAUACUAACCUACUUGUAGAAAAUUUAUAUUAUUUGCUUUGGCUUAAAGACUCUGGAUUGAAGGAUGCUAGUUUUAAUGUUAAAAUUCCAGAUACAAUUAUACUUUAAUCUGGAAAAAUUAUGAAUUGGUUUUUCACUUCUAAAAAUGGUGAAGGUAUUCUUAUGAAGAAGGAUUUCAACCUAAAAAACACUAAAAUAUUUGAAUCAUUUACAAGGAAUGAGUCUAAAAGCGGGAUAGUUGCUAUGUUUAUUGAAAAUGUAAGAAAUAGCGAUGAGUAAUCAGAAGAAAAUCUUAAAAAAGCUCACAGUUCAAAAUAAAAUAAUCAUAAUGAAGAACAUAUUAAAUUUGAUAUUCCAAAAAAUGAAGGAUAAAUUGUUAUUAGAUAUUUGACCAAAGAAAAGUUAAAAGAAUUUUUAUUUACUGAUUUUACUGAAAAAAAAUCAGGCAUUUUACAAAAAUUUAUUGAUCCUUAUGGAGAUAGUUAAGCAGUUAUUUAAGCAAUAUGGUCACCUUAACUUUGCGUUUUUUCUAAAAGAGUAAAUUAUCGUCAUUUAUAUGACAAAAGAUAUGAUCCUUAUGAAAGGUUACCCACUUUUGAUGGAGCUGAAAUGUAUUCGCGUACAGUUCCCUUAAGAGGUAAAAUAAUUUCUUAAGAAAUGAGAAAAUUUUGUGAAAAUAUUGUGCAAAGAAUUGCUCAUGUAUCAUUUUAAAAGAUUAUGAUUCAAAGAAUGGUUGUCUACUUCAAGCCUGACAAAAAUAAUAAUCUGUAUUUUCUUUACUGCAGCAGUAUGAGAUUAUAUGGAGAAAAGAUUGAUCCAGAUAUAUUAGAGGAGAAUCAAUACAAAAUAAAAAACACUCCCUUAAUAUUAGACACUAAUUAUUAAAGACCUGAAGAGAUAAAGCUCAUUUAAACUACGAAUACAAUGAGACCAAUUUCUCUUGAAAAUAACAUAAAAUGUUUCUAUUGCUAAUAGAAGAUUUAGAAAAAAGAUUUAGUCGCUGUUACUUACGAAUUCAUUAUCAAUAAUUUUGAGGAAAAUCCAAAUGCUAAAUAUUCAAAAGUGAGUUCAACAGCUGUUUUAGAAGUUCCAAAAGAACAAAACUUUAUCCUAAACACAGAAGAGUCUCACUAUGUAAAAGAUAAAACAAGUGAAAUUCCUGAGCUGUUGACUAAAUUAUAUCCUAAAUUAACUGUAGAGAAUUAUCGCAAAUUAAGACAAAACAAAAAAUUUUUGAGCUAAAAAAUAAGAUUGUGCUAAUAUUGUUAUUUAGAUUUCUCGCGUUACAUAAAAAUGAGUGGUGCUCCUUUAAAGGGUGUCGAAGAUUUCAAAUUUAUGAAAAAAGGUUUGGCUAAAAAAGGCUCUUUGUUUACCAGAGAAAUGAAAGCUAUUGUUGCUGCAAAAAAUGUGGAAAUGGCUGAAUAAAAAGGAGCUGAAUUCGUAAAAUACUAGAAUAGAGAAGUUUAUUAAAGAAUGUUGGAUUAUUUAGUGGAAGAAAUGGAAAUAAUAUCAAGAGAAAGAAAGAAAAAAGGAGAACCUAAUAUAUAAACGUUGUAUGGAGAUGGUGAAGCAGAAGAGGACUUAGAAGAAGAUAAAAAGCCAUAAUAAAAGUAGGGAUAAUUUAAAAUAUCAAAAAGCUAAGCUCUGUUAAAGCCUAGUCUUCUAAGACCUCAAAGUUGCACAAAUUUUAACCAAGAACUCAAAUUAAAAGAAAUCCAAAAGCAAAUAUAGUUAUUUGAUGAUAAAAUAUGCAAUUAAUAAAGAUUUAAUAACUUAUAGCGAAUUCCUUAAAAUUUUGAUCAGAAAAACCAUAGUCCUCCAAGAUAGAAAAGCAAAGACUAUAUAGACAGAGAUUAUCUCGAAAAGAAUUAGUUUGAUGAAGACCUAUAGAAUCAAAUUAUAGAAACUAAUAACUAAAAUUUGAACUCAAAUAAGUAUAUUAUUCCUGAAAAAAUAAAGCAAUAAACUUAAAUAGAGAGCUAAUAUAAGCUAAAUGCUCAGUUUAUAAAAACUAAAAAAUCUUAACUCAGCAUAAAUUCAUAGAUAAGUCUUUCUAAAAAUGGCCCUCGAUAAAUAUCCUAAAGACCUUAAUCAACAACAUUUAACUCUUCACAUCAGAGAAUAAAUUUAAACAGCACCAAAGACACUCAUCCACAAAGUGGCAAUUUAUAUUAGAAAUAAGUUGUUGAAAAUGAUUAAUAAAUUUUAAGUUAGAACACAAAUAUGAAAAACCAAGGCUUUUUCCAUUUAAAUAAACCUUAUAGGAUACAGACAGCAACAAUAAGAUAAAGCUAGUAGUAAAACGCAAACAUAGGAAUACAUGGUUCUUUAUCAUCAAUUAAAUCUCCAUAGAGUACAAAGUAUACAUCUUAAUCUGCACUACAAAGUAGCAAAUAAUCAUAGCCUUUUAUAAAUGCUUAUCCUCAAUAAAUAUAAUUUUCCAACUUAAAAAGACCUCAAAGCCAUUAAGUGUCCUCUAAUCCCUCUAAACCUUUGUCUCCAUUAAAUGAGUAACUAAGGAUUAAGACAGAUAACUCUUAGAAAAAUUAAAAUUUAGAAAAAAUACCAUAAAAUCAUCAAAGAGGUUUUCAAGAUUAACAAGAAAACGAAAUCAUUGUUGAAUAAAAUUAUGAUGAGAACGAAAACUAAUAAUUAUAAGAACAAGAUGAAGAAGAUUAUUUUAACUAUGAAAAUCUUGAUUUUGACUUUGAGGAAGUAAAUGAAGAUUAUGUUAACCAGAGAGAUUGA